This is a messenger RNA of Prionailurus viverrinus (fishing cat), 2901 nucleotides long. RefSeq names its product zinc finger protein 367 (gene ZNF367). Gene Ontology annotation, cellular component: cell-cell junction. The transcript has 5 exons. Gene Ontology annotation, biological process: homophilic cell-cell adhesion. The record is from RefSeq and is a predicted model, not a curated record. NCBI's taxonomy places the organism in Eukaryota, Metazoa, Chordata, Mammalia, Carnivora, Felidae. Bases 367 to 1416 code for a protein of 349 amino acids. Gene Ontology annotation, molecular function: ionotropic glutamate receptor binding.
GCCGGAGCAGUGACCCAGGCGGCAGGUUGUUAUUUUCGGGGGCUCGGCGCAGCACGUCCUGCUUUCCUGUCACCGAGAGGCAGGCCGCCCGCAGCUUCCCGCCGGUGCAGCCUGCGUUGGGGAGUACGAAGAGCGGAGGGCGGGCCUGACUCAGGGUUGGGGGUCUGGCGCUGGCCGCCCGGUGCCAGCCGAGCCGCUCCGCUGCUUCGCUGGCCGCCGCGCAAGAGGUUUCCGGGAAACGUCCGCCGGCCAUGAGCCGGCGGGACUGAGCGCCGGCGACUGGGCAGCAGCGCGGGCGAGCGGAGCGAAGGGCCAGGCCGGGGCUUAGGGAGUGCGGCUGCCGGAGCUGCGGAUCGGGGCCGGGCGAUGAUCCGGGGCAUGGAGGCGCCGAUGGCGGACAACCCGCCGCAGCCGCCGCCCGUCAUCUUCUGCCACGACUCCCCAAAGCGGGUGCUGGUGUCGGUCAUCAGGACGACCCCGAUCAAGCCCACGUGCGGCGGCGGGGGGGAGCCGGAGCCGCCGCCGCCACUCAUCCCCACCAGCCCCGGCUUCAGCGACUUCAUGGUGUACCCGUGGCGCUGGGGCGAGAACGCGCACAACGUGACACUCAGCCCUGGGGCCGCGGGGGGCGCCGCCUCGGCCGCCUUGCCUGCCGCCGCCGCCGCCGCCGAGCACCCGGGGCUUCGAGGCCGGAGCGCGCCCCCGCCCGCCGCCUCCGCCGCCGCCGCCUCGGGAGGUGAGGACGAGGAGGAAGCGAGCAGCCCGGACAGCGGCCACCUCAAGGAUGGAAUCCGACGUGGUAGACCUAGAGCAGAUACUGUCCGGGAUUUAAUAAGUGAAGGAGAGCAUUCAUCCAGCAGAAUCCGUUGUAACAUCUGUAAUAGGGUGUUUCCACGGGAGAAAUCACUCCAGGCUCACAAAAGGACUCAUACAGGUGAGAGGCCCUAUCUGUGUGACUAUCCGGACUGUGGAAAAGCCUUUGUUCAAAGCGGACAGCUCAAAACACAUCAGCGUCUUCACACCGGAGAGAAACCUUUUGUUUGUUCAGAAAAUGGCUGCCUAAGCAGAUUCACCCAUGCAAACCGCCACUGUCCGAAGCACCCUUAUGCCAGGCUGAAACGGGAGGAGCCCACAGACGCUCUCAGUAAGCACCAGGCUGUGGACAACCAGGCUGCCGCCGAGUGGUUGGCGAAGUAUUGGGAGACAAGAGAGCAGCGUGCCCCCACCUUGAAAGGGAAGCUCGUGCAGAAAGCUGAUCAGGAGCAGCAGGACCCUCUGGAGUACCUUCAGUCUGACGAGGAGGACGACGAGAAGCGCGGUGCCCAGCGCCGGCUGCAAGAGCAGCGGGAGCGUCUGCACGGAGCCCUUGCUCUCAUAGAGCUCGCCAACCUGACCGGGGCGCCGCUCCGCCAGUAGCCUCGACACUGACUCUGCCACUGUACAAAAAAGUACUGCCCAGCGUACUUAAAAAGUAGAUCCUUGGGCAUAAGCUAAGCACCUUAUUUGCUUAUCAUAGGCUGCUAUUCUGUAGAACUUAUGAAGAAUGUCAUUGCCCCAGAAUAUGGGGUGAGAGAGAAUUGCACUUUUUUUAUAUGGUAAUGGAUUUGUUGUAAAGUUUAAAAUAUUUUGUAAAUAUGGGACUUCUAGUACAGGGUAGAAAAGGACAUAUUGUGGGAAGCUAGAUUUUGCAAGUUUAAUGCAUUCAUUGGAAGCAGUUCUCACAGGAAGCACUUUCUGAAUAAGACACUUGUAUGAAAAACAGAAUGGUACAUGUAGCCAAAGAACGUUGAAAUAGAUUAUUUAUAAGAUCAUUUUUUAACAAUGUAUAUUAGUAUGUUUAACAAUACUGUAAACACUGAGGCAAGCCAGAAAGUAUAAGAUAUGUGUGUAAGAUAUAGAUUUUUAAAUUGCAAAAUAGUGUGCCUAAUGAAAAGUGGAAAACUGACUAUUUUGGAAGAUGUUCUAAGUUAUGGACUUCGGAAGAAAAGAGAUAUUUGAGGAUCUUGGCAAGAUGCACAAUAGUUGAGAAUUUUCAGAAUUGGAUAAUAUCAGUCUUAUUCUGUCUUUCCGAGGCUUAACAGCUCACUCUGAUGUUCAGGUUUGAAAAGCACUUGGCAUCCCUGUUAUGUUAACUUGGGAGCUUUUGCACGUUGCAUAUUUCUCAUUUGCUGAAAUUGAGUGAUUAAUCUUGCAAAGUCUAGGUAACUUGGUAAUUGGUAUUUUUUUUAUAUAUAUAUUAUGGGCCCUGUAAGAGAUUUGGCACUUGGAUUUUUAUUAAUAAAAGGGACACCUACAGGGUUGUUUUGUAGUGAACUGUUUUAGAUCUUUUGUUAGCAAACACUAAAUUUUAAUUGUAUUGCUUAUUUAGAAUUAUUAGCAAAUGGAAGCCUCCUAUUUAUAUUUUCAGUGCAUAAAGCCACCUUCUUGCUUUUCUUCAGAAUAACAUGCCAAGCUAUUUUGUGUUCACUAAAUUUAGUUAUCAGGUAAACACUGCAGAAAAUAUUAGCUACUCAAAUAAGUAGGUUUCUGGAAUAGUUUCAGCUGCAAGUGUGUUAACUUGUGUGGUGGUUUUAAGCCAUUUUUCCAAAUAGAUGAAGUUUUUAAAUACCACUUUAUGUACUGAGGCAUGAACAGAAAAAUCAAGACCAGAGCAGUUCACCUCCUUUAUGUAGGCAUAAACCUCCAUCAUUUAUGCUUUUGUUUUAAGCAGAAACUAAAUAACAUGCAUAGCAUGGUAAUUUGAUAGAUUGCUUAAUUGGAGUAGACCUCAAGAGUAAUAGAGGGCAAUAUGGGCUCUUCAGCGCCUUUUUUUUUUUUUUUUUUGAAGUAGUAGCCUACAGAUGUAGUUUAAACAUUAUCUAAAAUGUAGGCUUCUUUAUCCAAAAAUCCCAGUGUGUUGCA